Meloidogyne enterolobii is the source of this 610-nucleotide messenger RNA. NCBI's taxonomy places the organism in Eukaryota, Metazoa, Nematoda, Chromadorea, Rhabditida, Meloidogynidae. The record is from the annotation of a GenBank genome assembly.
AUGUGUAUUAAAAAUCAGACAAACAUGGUUACAAGUAGUUAUAUUACACCUGAAUUACAAGCUAUGAAUGAUGCUUGUAAAACAGCAGGUAUAACAGUUAUGAAUGAGGCUGGUUUAGACCCUGGAAUUGACCACAUGUUAGCAAUGCAGUGUAUAGAUCAAGUACAUGCUUAUGGUGGGAAGGUCGUUUCCUUUGUGAGUUUUGCUGGGGGUCUCCCUGCUCCAGAAGCAUCAGACAACGCUUUGCGGUAUAAAUUUUCUUGGAGUCCAAAAGGUGUUUUAAUGGCUUUAACUAGCCCAGCACGUUAUUUAAUGAAUGGAAAUGUUGUUGAAUUGGGAAGUAAUGGAGAAGUUUUUGAGGACCUUCAUGAAAUUGAUUUUAUGCCUGGUUUUAAUUUAAUUGGAUAUGCUAAUAGAGAUUCUACAAAAUAUGCAGAAAUUUAUGGGGUACAGGGAGAGUGCAAAACUCUUUUAAGAGGAACUCUUCGUUAUAAGGUAAAGAAAUUGGGAGGUUAUUUUACAUCAGGAAAGGAAUGAGAAUUCCUUUAGAGAUGUUAUAGAAUGCCCUCUCAUUUUUAUCAUACCUGCUAAGGCUUUCCAACCCAAGACC